Molecule: messenger RNA, 1152 nt
Organism: Brettanomyces nanus
Lineage: Eukaryota; Fungi; Ascomycota; Pichiomycetes; Pichiales; Pichiaceae
Exons: 1
Coding region: 1-1152 (383 amino acids)
Biological process (GO): poly(A)+ mRNA export from nucleus
Cellular component (GO): nucleus
Source: RefSeq, a predicted model, not a curated record
AUGUCUGAUCAGGAAGAAAAAACGCAGCCCGAAGAGAACCAGGAAGUUGUAAAGAAAGAAGAGUCGGUUUUGGUUGAAUCGUCAGCCGAUUUGGAAGAUGACGUUGCUAAACUAACGAAGCAUAAACGGACACAUUCAGAGAGUGGUGAUGGUGUGGUUAAGAAGGCAGAAACAAUAAAUACAAAAGGCACAGAUGAGCAAAGCGGUAUUGAAGAAGAUGUCGUUGAUGUGAACGUAGAAGCAGAUGAUUAUGCGGACGAUAAAGAGAAGAAACAGGAGGCAUUUGAAAGGAAGUUUGCGGCCAUUAUGAAAAACCCAAAGAAAAGGAAGAAGAACAAUGAUGUUGAUCUAGAAGCCAUGCAGGAUGAAGCUAUCAGUGAUUUGAAGAAUAUGAUGAAGGAAGCCGCCUAUGAAGACAUUGAAUGUGUGAAUAACAAGAAACCAGCCACUAAUAAGUUGAAGUUAUUACCCAAGGUUAAGCAAACGUUGCUAAAGUCGAACUUAUACGACUCCAUUUUGGAUAACAAUCUGCUUGAAGCAGUGAGAAUAUGGAUGGAGCCACUUCCAGAUGCUUCCUUACCAUCAUAUGAGAUUCAAAAGACUCUUCUGAAGGAGCUCACCAAAUUACCUAUAAAGACGAUACAUCUACGUGAGUCCGGGUUAGGAAAAGUGAUGAUUUUCUAUCAGAAAUCUGCAAAAGUGGAUCCUACAUUAAAGAGGACUGCAGAUAAAUUGAUCAGUAACUGGACUAGGCCUAUUAUGGGUAGAUCGGAUAAUUACAGAGCCAAGACUGUUCCCUCAGCAUCGUUCAACCCUGAGAAAUUCAGAGCCGAGCAAAGACUACACUCCGGUGCCGACACCGUUAAGAAGCUUCAGAAAAAAAGUCUCUAUCAGGAGAGUGCUGAUAGAAGAAAGAGAGCUGCAGCACCGGAAGCCAGAGCAUCUGUGUAUACUAUUGCACCACAGGUUAGCUCAGAGGCUUUCCAUGGCCACCAUAAAUCGAACGUUGCUGCUAUGGGUAUCGGAUCGUCUCUGAGUAGAGACGAAAGAUUCAAGAGAUUGAACCAAAAGUUAACGCACAUGUCGCAGAAGAAGGGUAACAGUAAAAAGGGUGGAGUGAGUAUCGAAGGAAAAGGUGUUAACACUUUCUAA